This is a messenger RNA of Gastrolobium bilobum, 917 nucleotides long. Its product is annotated as small ribosomal subunit protein uS10c. The record is from RefSeq and is a predicted model, not a curated record. Gene Ontology annotation, cellular component: mitochondrion; small ribosomal subunit; ribosome. Gene Ontology annotation, molecular function: structural constituent of ribosome; RNA binding. NCBI's taxonomy places the organism in Eukaryota, Viridiplantae, Streptophyta, Magnoliopsida, Fabales, Fabaceae. Gene Ontology annotation, biological process: translation. The transcript is spliced from 3 exons. Bases 87 to 713 code for a protein of 208 amino acids.
AAAAAUUAUGGAUAAUUCUAUGCAGAUUGCCAUAACAUAACCCUUCGCUUCAGAGAGUGAGAUAGAAGAAUUGUUGAAGAGCUUCAAUGGCGGUUUCUUCUAUCUCUGCAGUGUUUGUUACUCCUCUUUCACUCUCCAAUCCUUCUCCUUCUCUAUCAUUCAAGCCAAAGUUCCCAUUUUUAUGCUUUCUAUCCGGCAACUCCUUGAGGCUUACAACCUCAAAACCUCUGCACUCUUCAACUAUGGUUUAUGCUGCACCAGAAGUGCUGGAUUCCCCUGAAUCCGUAGACCCACCUUUAGAAACCACCCUAGAUGAUGAUUCUGAACAAACCACCUUUCAGGUUGGUGACUUGGGGACUCCGAGCACUUCAUCACUUAGCAUUGGUGCGGAUACAGAUACUAUGGCACCAAAGCAGAAAAUUAGAAUCAAGCUUAGAUCUUACUGGGUGCCCUUGAUAGAGGAUUCCUGCAAGCAGAUAUUGGAUGCAGCAAGGACUACGAAUGCAAAAACGAUGGGUCCUGUGCCAUUACCAACUAAGAAGCGAAUUUACUGUGUUCUAAAAUCCCCUCAUGUUCAUAAGGAUGCCCGUUUCCAUUUCGAGAUCCGAACUCAUCAGCGUCUCAUUGAUAUCUUAUAUCCUACAGCUCAAACAAUAGAUUCUCUGAUGCAACUUGAUCUUCCUGCUGGUGUUGAUGUGGAGGUCAAGCUCUAAAGAUAUUUUCUUUUCAGUUUGCUAACCAUGUUGAACCUUAGUGAGCUUCAACUUUAUAUUAAUAGCCAAAAUUCAUAUAAUUGGCAAAUUUCUUAUAUUUCACUGCCUGUACCUUGACUUCUAUGAGCAAUGCAAGUAAUCCUUUUGAUCAUUUUCCCCUUCUGUACCCAACAAGGUUUUCAAAAGUUUAUUCCUGUUAUUUCA